Molecule: messenger RNA, 2439 nt
Organism: Morchella importuna
Lineage: Eukaryota; Fungi; Ascomycota; Pezizomycetes; Pezizales; Morchellaceae
Exons: 11
Coding region: 1-2439 (812 amino acids)
Biological process (GO): transcription initiation at RNA polymerase III promoter
Cellular component (GO): transcription factor TFIIIC complex
Molecular function (GO): histone acetyltransferase activity; protein binding
Source: RefSeq, a predicted model, not a curated record
AUGUUGCGUGACGUGAGGUUGAGGCUCCUACCGAACGUUCUCGACUGUCUACGCUGGUCUCCGGAUGGGCAGCUGGCCGUGUCAGCCAGUGAGGAUGUAAUUAUCUUGGUCCCGAAAAAUGGAAACACUAGCGGAAAACGCUCGCACCAGUUUCACCAUGCUCGGGCGAAUCUGAGGGAGUUAAUGGUGAAUUCCAUGAACGAUGAGAUCCCCCCUGCAGAUGACGCAGCGGAGAUUUACAGUAUCGGCGACGAGCAGGGGCCCGGCUAUGCGAAGCAAUUGGCAUGGUCGCCUUUGGGAACUUCCAAGUAUCGCAGAUGUAUUUUGGCAGUCCUCGCAACGAACCACCAAAUAAGAAUUUUUGAGCCCAAAGACCAUCCUUGGAGCGAUUGGCACCUGAAACACGAUCUCACACUUGACAUAUUCGACUAUGAAGGAUGGACGUCCGAAAGCUCCGAUGAAACUACGUCCAGACUACGCUCAAGAACACGAGCCAUAUCGUGGUCCCCCGCAUGUCACUUAUUCGCAGCACGCCGUUGUGGCGAGUCACUGAUAGCAGCAGCCAAUGAGAACUUUGAGAUUAUAUUUUUUAGGGUCACGCAUGACUACCACUCAAUCGUGGGGUAUUUCACUGCUGCUGAAAGUGCAGGAUUGCAAGUGGGAACUGGAAUACAGGCAACAUGGGUGAACAAUCUCACAUGGGGCCCGUGGAAACGUGCGCAGGGGGAGGGGAAGAAUGAGGCCUUUUUGGCCUAUUCAUUUCAUGGAAGGGUCUACAUGUCCAGAGUUACCACAGGCCUAGACGUGGAUAAAGAAGGCAAUCCCUCUGUCAAUGUUUCGGUUGGAGAAGAGACUUUGGUGGGCAAGUCUAUGUCGGAUGUUCAUCCGGUUUUCGCAAUCGCGUGGGCUGACGAGGAAUUCAAUGGAUUGUCGAUCCUGGCGUAUGCAGUAUCUAAAUACAUUAUGAUCGCUGCGAUAAACACCGAUGGAGAAAUUGUGUCCACGAGGGAGUUCGUGAAUGGGUUUGUAGAGCCUAUUACUGGCUUAUGUUUCACACCCUCAACCAAUUCAUCCGGAGUAGUCCUACAUGCUAUUACUGUCAAUGGUCAAAGCCAAACGGUAGUUUAUUCUCCGCUCUCCGCGGCUCUUUAUGACCACAAUAGUAUCUCCACCUGUCACACAUCUGGAGAUAUCGACCAAACAGAUACCCAUAUGCCCGAUUCCUACCCAGAAGACAAAGAGGAGGAAGAGGCACUUCGAGCAAUGGCCACCCGCUGGACCAACGCCAUCUCACUAAGAAAGCAGGAUUUCGUGAACGAGUACGAGCUUUCUGCCGCCAAUUGCAGGGUGUAUGGUAUUGCACCGAGCCCUCUAGGUGGUGUGAUAGCGGCAGCGUGCAGUUUCCACCCAAAUGAUAGCUUGGAGUAUAUUACUGCAUCAAAAGAGAACACUAGGAUUGUAUUUGGUACACAUGAAGGUAGUGAAGGGGUAUGGAAAGCAAGGGGCUUCUUAGCUGGAGAAGAAAUAGACCUAAGUAAAGUGCCGAAUCCUAUAGCCCGGGCAAGUGAAGCUCUCCUCUUGGAGGCAGAGACUCUUGGUGACAACCGGGAGGGUAUCUUGAGGAAUAUCCGGAAGUCUUUAGAUCGUUUUAAGGGAACAGUCCCACGGGAGAACACGGAAAUAGUAGCACAUCACAUCAACAGUAUCCUCCGAGCACCUCGGAAUGAGACUACCGCUAGAUCGACGCUGAGCAAACGCAUUCUAUAUUCAGUUGCAUGUAUCGGCAUUCUUGGGUUGUACAACCGCCGACCUGUACUUGAAGCCGCCCGGGAUGCUCUUAGCUGGCUUUCUGGUGUCGAUGAAACGUCUACCGAUAACGCAGGGGAUGCCGAAAGAACCAUCAUAGAUGUCAUUUCUGAGCUUCAGAUUGUUGAAAGACGCAUUGCCGACUUGGACGUCAUAGAACGCGGAGACGAUGACGGUUCGGGUCUGGCAACGAUUCGGGAAAAAGACAAGGUGUUCACCAGCAAGUUCGAGAAAUGCACGCUCUGCAAGAAAGGAAUGGUCUGGGAGGAUCUGCGAGUCGCGGAGUGCGAGGGGAAUCACCGCUUUUCGCGUUGCGCGUUGACUUUCCUCCCAAUCAAGGAACCAAAACUCACCAAAGAAUGCACAAUAUGCUCGAGGACCGUGCUCGGGGAUGCGGUGCUUGAAGGUGAUAAAAUGGAAAUGAGGGCUAGAGGACAUGAGGGUGAGAAAACUUUGGCUGAGGCGGUUUUGACCGGAUUGGACAUCUGCCGCAUGCGUACCCUAUUCGUCUCCCGAGACCCGAGCGAGACUUCGUGUCUCAUCCUAUCGCUUUGUGCAGUUCUGAAAAUUAACAAGGGUGAGAAAGCAGCUUCUCUGCCAUUUUAUCAAAUUGAUUGUGUCGUUGCCCGUUGA